Geodia barretti is the source of this 786-nucleotide messenger RNA. The record is from the annotation of a GenBank genome assembly. NCBI's taxonomy places the organism in Eukaryota, Metazoa, Porifera, Demospongiae, Tetractinellida, Geodiidae.
AUGGAAGAUACUGUGGGCGGGCGGCGACGGACGGAGCUGGACGGGUUGUUGCGGUGGUCGGGACUGGGAGUCUGCCUUGUCGCCGUGCAGCUCUCUGCUGUUCUCGGUGCAACUGUCCCACAAAACACUCCCGACGGGCAGACUCCCGACACAGAAGAUCCUGGUGGCACGGGAGGUGAAAAUUCGGACGAUUCCCUCGCAACAACCGUCGGAUUUGUUGUUGUGCUGUUUGUCCUUGUGUUGGCAAUCCUCAUGACGGUCCUCCUCUGCGUCCGUCACGGGAUGUGCUCCUGCCAGAACAAGGGAGACACGCCUGCCAAGCAUCCUCCACUCACACCGUCUCACUCCUCGCGCGGCGGGGGAGGGGCCGGGAACGGCGGCGGAAGUCGGAGCAACCGGUCUCCCCUGGUCUCUACGUCCUCGUUGAGGAGCAGCCAGAGAGGAGGAGGAGGAGGACACAGCACACAGUCCCCAAACUCACACCAUCACCAUUCACACCAUCACCACCACUCCUCACAUCACCACUCGCACCACUCCAGUCCGAGACGACACAACGGCCACACCACCACCGGCGGCUCAUCGAUUGGCAAUGGGACAAACUCAGGGACCAGUCUCGCAGGCAGCUCCAGUUUCUCUCAGCACAUUCACCACCACAUGAGAUCAGCCUCAAUGGACCCUCCUCUUCCCAAUAACAUUUCUCCUUACCCCCGGAAUGCCUUUCCCUUACCAGCCGUGCAAGUCACCUGCGACUACGUACACCAAUGCUGGAGUGGGAUACCCCAUUAA